AUGGGCAAAACCGCCUGCCGCCUCGGCUUUUCUCGCGGCUGGAGACGCGUCCCGACGUCCAGAUUCGACAACGCCGUGCUGCGAGAACUCCCACUGGACGCUGAGCCUCGCAGCGGCGUGCGCAGUGCCGUCCCUGGCGCGUGUUUCUCCCGCGUGACGCCCACGCCCAUCGCCAGUCCCGAGCUCGUGGUCGUUUCUCCUUCUGCUCUUGGUUUGGUCGGAUUGGAGCUCACGGACCACUUGAUAGAAACAGCUUCGAACCUCAAAACUGAUACUGGGGACCACGACGACAGUGGGGGGAACGAGGACGAAUCGUUUCAGUCCAUUGAGUUGCUUGUGCCGAUAUUGGCUGGAAACCAGUUAUUACCGGGCUCGGAGACUGCUGCGCAGUGCUAUUGUGGCCACCAAUUUGGGUACUUCUCGGGCCAGUUGGGAGAUGGAGCUGCUCUGUAUCUAGGCGAAGUGGUGAGCGAGAGUAACGACCGGUGGGAGCUGCAGCUGAAAGGGUCGGGGCUCACGCCUUAUUCCAGGACGGCAGAUGGCCGGAAAGUCCUGAGGUCGACGCUGAGAGAGUUUCUCUGCAGUGAACACAUGUCUGCAUUGGGAGUGCCAACGACUCGGGCAGGUAGUGUCGUGGUAUCCAGAGAGACGCAGGUGCUGAGGGACGUUUUUUACAAUGGCAACGCCAAGAUGGAGCCAACGGCCGUGGUCACGCGAAUCGCCAAAAGUUUCUUGCGAUUUGGCAGCUUUGAGAUUUUUAAAGAGCACGACCAGCUGUCGGGUCGCGCCGGACCAAGCGCCCACUUGAAUUACAAAGACGAGAUGAUGAAGCGGAUGCUGGACUUUACCAUUCAGCAAUAUUUUCCGGAGAUUAAUGGUGACAAGAAGUACAAACAGUUUUACAACGAGGUCGUGCGUCGCACGGCUAAAUUGGUGGCAAAGUGGCAGACGGUUGGGUUCUGUCAUGGUGUGCUGAACACGGACAACAUGAGUAUCGUGGGUGACACGCUGGACUACGGCCCGUUCGGUUUCAUGGAGCACUUUGAUCCAAAACAUAUCUGCAACACGUCAGAUGACCAAGGCCGCUACCGUUAUGAGGCUCAGCCUGAAAUCUGCAAGUGGAAUUGUACAGUGCUAGCUGAUCAGCUUGAACUCGUGACAGACCGCGCGGAGCUUGAUCCUGGUCUGAAAGCGUUUGAUGAAAUUUAUGAAGAAGAGUAUAUGCGCCUGAUGCGCGAAAAACUGGGCUUGUCGGCUCAGCGUGGGUGCAUCGAGGACAAGGCGCUUGUGAAUACGCUUUUUGAUGUGUUGACUCAUACAGGCGCAGAUUUUACUUGCGCUUUUCGUAUCCUGUCGAAGCUUGACGCUUACGAUUCCGGUGGGUCUCAUCGACAAACGCUAGACCAGCUCGUGGCAGUGUCUGAGACUUUGGCUGAGCAGAAGCGCAAAUUGGAGCAGGCAUCUAGCGGGAUUUCGGAUGCCCAGAUUAACAUGUGCUCGACGCUGCUUCAGAAUGAUCCUAGACGCGCUCGUCAAUACGGCGUUACUCCUGCACUCCUGGCACAGAUGAAAGCUACUCGCGAGGCAAAGAGGACUCUGGACGCGACCACGGACGACGAACGUUUGAGCAGUGUUCGUACUGCGUGGAAAGACUGGAUCGAUGUUUAUGUUUCGCGAAUCAAGGAUGAAGGCAUUGCUGCCAGUGAUGCUGAACGCCGUAGUCGAAUGCUUCGAGUGAACCCGUUGUUUGUGCUACGCAACCACGUCGCUCAAAAGGCCAUUGAUUUGGCCCACCAAGGCGACUAUGAUGGCGUUGAGCACAUUUACGAGCUGGUGACGCACCCAUUUGACGAACCUCGUGACGAGCGCGAUCUCGUGUAUGCUCAGCCGCAGGACCCAUCCACCGCCCCGCUUUGCGUAUCGUGUUCGUCGUAG
This is a messenger RNA of Peronospora matthiolae, 1935 nucleotides long. The record is from the annotation of a GenBank genome assembly. Lineage: Eukaryota; Oomycota; Peronosporomycetes; Peronosporales; Peronosporaceae.